This is a messenger RNA of Megalobrama amblycephala (Wuchang bream), 1487 nucleotides long. Its product is annotated as interleukin-4 receptor subunit alpha. Gene Ontology annotation, molecular function: cytokine receptor activity; protein binding. Gene Ontology annotation, biological process: immunoglobulin mediated immune response; cytokine-mediated signaling pathway; production of molecular mediator involved in inflammatory response. The record is from RefSeq and is a predicted model, not a curated record. The coding region runs from base 239 to 1372 and encodes 377 amino acids. Lineage: Eukaryota; Metazoa; Chordata; Actinopteri; Cypriniformes; Xenocyprididae. The transcript is spliced from 9 exons. Gene Ontology annotation, cellular component: external side of plasma membrane; membrane.
UCGGUUAAGAAACGUGUCACAAACUUUGCUGAUCUCAAUGCUCAAGUGUGAAAAGGUUGGCCAUGAUAAGAGAUCAGAUGACUGAUAGACUUGAUCAUCAAAAGGAUGAAAAACAGUGCGAGAGAGACUGAAAGACAGAGAGUGAGAGAGAGAGAGUGAGUGAGAGAGGGAGAAGCAGGAACUUUCUUUUCAUGUUCGCGUGACACCAGAAACAGCAGCGACUCAGGCUAAAGAGAACAUGCAUCGCUCUUCAUUCCUUCUCAUAUUGAUGUGUUUUUAUGAUAUUUUGGCGAGUUUCAUCACUUUGGGUGAGCAGUACAAUCUGGAGUGUCUCAGUAAUUAUUUAUCCAAUAUCACCUGCUCUCUGGACAUCUCGGCUGAGUCUCUGGGCAACGAAUCGUCCUACUGCCUGCAGUUCAGCUCAGAUUAUGAAGAACACUAUUACUGCACACUGAAGAGGAGAAAACAGUCAUUACUAUGUGAGCUGGAUAUAUCACCAGACAUUUUCACCGAUAUGGACAACUACACAAUCUCCCUCCUUUCCGGUUACCGUGGCAACAACUCAGUUGUCCUACAUGAUGGCUUCAUGCCUAGUUUACAUGUUCGUCCGGUCCCUCCGUCUAACCUGUCAAUACUGUGGGAGAAGGACAGGGCGCUUUUCCAAUGGCAGAGCGGAUAUGAUCCAUAUGAUCCACACAAUUUACGUUCCAGUCUCAUUUCCAGUCUCCAGUACCAGCUCAGCGUGUACAGCGAACACCAGCUGUAUGAGGUAGAAGCUGUUGACCAGAAGGUGUAUAUGGACAAGUUUAGAUUCGAACCUCACACAAAUUACACCGUGCGUGUGAGAUCGCUGCCUGAUCAAGAGGUUUAUAAAGGCGUGUGGAGUCUGUGGGCCCCUGCGUUACACUGGAGGUCAGGGGACAUUCGCAGUGAGACUCCGGAAAGAUCUUUCCAUAUUGCCUGGUGUUUUAUGCUUUUGCCAUUGCUGCUGGUCCUUCUGGCCUGCAUCCCAUACUCCAGAUGGAGAAAGGAUGAUUAUAUACCAUCACCAGCUCCUUAUUUCAGAGACUGGGAUGUAGAUGUUCAGAUCUGUUCGAUGCUAUCUGGUAAGGUGAGAGGUGUAAUGCAGGGGGAGGAGUCUCUCCAGAUUGACAUUCUGACCGAGAGCACAGACACGCCCCCUCAGCUGACCUUAGUUUAUGAGACGAGCGACCAGGAUGACCUCACGCCCCAGUCUCCCAGCGUGCCUCAUUCUCCUGUGUGGUCAGAGGUCGACUCAGGCUGCUGGAUUCGUGAUUUUGUUCCAACAGAGAGAGGAAGCAUCACAUGCAGCGAGGACUACUGCACGCUCUCCAACACGUAUGCCAUCUAACGUGUGCUUGAACACUACUGUUCAAAAGUUUGGGGUCAACGAGAUUUUUUUUGUUUUGUUUUAUUCAGCAAGGAUGCCUUAAAUUGAUAAAAAGUGACAGUAAAAACAUUUAUAA